Messenger RNA from Zygosaccharomyces rouxii, 909 nucleotides. RefSeq names its product translation initiation factor eIF2B subunit alpha (gene GCN3). Bases 1 to 909 code for a protein of 302 amino acids. The record is from RefSeq and is a predicted model, not a curated record. The transcript has a single exon. NCBI's taxonomy places the organism in Eukaryota, Fungi, Ascomycota, Saccharomycetes, Saccharomycetales, Saccharomycetaceae. Gene Ontology annotation, cellular component: eukaryotic translation initiation factor 2B complex. Gene Ontology annotation, molecular function: translation initiation factor activity; guanyl-nucleotide exchange factor activity. Gene Ontology annotation, biological process: translational initiation.
AUGUCUGAAUUUAGCAUUACUGAUACUUAUUUAAAAUUUUUGGAGGAGGAUCCUGAUAUCACUAUGCCUAUAGCUGCCAUUGAAGCGCUAGUUACUCUUCUGCGAGUGAAAAAUCCCAAGACGGCUGCUGAGAUGAUCAAUACUAUUAAAUCUGCCGCUAAGGAUUUAACAGAUUCUAUUCCUAAUUCUAUUUCCUUGAGAGCAGGUUGUGAUAUCUUUAUGAGAUUUGUUUUGAGGAAUACACACAUAUACGGUGAUUGGGAAAGUUGUAAACAGCAUUUAAUUGAAAAUGGUCAGUUAUUCGUCUCCAGAUCCAAAAUGUCUCGUACAAAGAUUGCUCAGAUUGGCUGUCAAUUUAUCGCUGAUGAUGAUGUUAUUCUAGUACAUGGGUUUUCAAGAGCAGUAUUCUCGUUGUUCAAAUAUGCAGCAGAGAAGUUUAUUAGAUUCAGAGUUGUGGUAACGGAAUCAAGACCAACUGCCCAAGGGAUGCAACUUUACUCUUUAUUACAAGAAAUUGGAAUUCCGGUGAUUAUGAUUGUGGACAGUGCCGUCGGUAGUGUUAUUGAUAAAGUUAAUAAAGUAUUUGUUGGUGCCGAGGGUGUAGCAGAAUCUGGUGGUAUCAUCAAUUUGGUGGGAACUUAUUCAGUGGGUGUUCUUGCAAGGAACGCAAGAAAGCCAUUUUAUGUCGUUACCGAAUGUCAUAAGUUCGUUCGUAUGUUCCCGCUUUCACCAGUAGAUUUAUCCCUACCUGAAGAAGCUCUAGAUUUCAGCAAGCCUGCAGAGAAACCAUUAAGUGGACCUACACUGGACUACACGGCACAGGAGUAUAUUACGGCUCUUAUUACAGAUUUGGGCGUGUUAACCCCAAGUGCAGUGAGUGAAGAAUUGAUCAAGAUGUGGUACGAUUGA